This is a messenger RNA of Pararge aegeria (speckled wood butterfly), 5228 nucleotides long. RefSeq names its product tensin-1 (gene by). The coding region runs from base 226 to 4041 and encodes 1271 amino acids. The transcript is spliced from 23 exons. The record is from RefSeq and is a predicted model, not a curated record. NCBI's taxonomy places the organism in Eukaryota, Metazoa, Arthropoda, Insecta, Lepidoptera, Nymphalidae. Gene Ontology annotation, molecular function: protein binding.
GUGCUCUAGGACGCCCGUACACCUACUUUUAUAUUUUUCUACGCCGUAUCUGGCCGCAUCAUACACAAACCGUAUUUACCCACGAAUUUAACUUCUAUUAACAUAUCUAUCCGGCCUCUCCAUGAUGUUAUUUAUCAAAAUAUACAAGAAAUGUUAAAUAAAUGCGGGAAGUGUGAAAUGGAGGCAAAAUUUACGCAUUCGUCCGGUUUUCGAAAAUGAAUCAAAAUGCCUUGGAAUUGUUUCUGGGGAUACGAAUCUCCGCCGCCAGCUUGCCGCGUCAGUGGACCAUUGCAGUUAGCAUUUCAGAAGGAAGGGGCGGGGCAAGCGCACGCGUUUCGUAGCAAGGCGUUCAAGAAACCGCGGGCCUGCCAAUGGUGCCAUCAGCCAGUGCAGAACCAGGGCAGUUGUUGCAGAGUUUGCAAAUAUGUCUGCCACACAGGCUGUGAGAGCAAGGUGUCCGGCGCCAUUGAGCUGUCGGACCCGGCCAAUUCUGCGGAGAUAUUGAAACGGCUGCAGAAUUCGGACAAAGCAAGAUUCUCCGACACUAGCUGGCAAAUUCAUCGAACUUGGGCCCGCAAUGGGGAUCCGCUGCAUAUCUCACCCCCGCCCUCAAGAGCGGAAAAUACGCUUCCUACUUCCGCUGACACCGCGGCCUCGCCUCUUCGCAACGACCAGAAUGGCAUCUAUGACACAAUCACGACUCGAGCAGUCAGCGCCCCGGCACCAUCUGCUACGCCUUCUUUCGCAAGAGAAUAUGGAGGAGCUCGAUCAAUUAGUUACCCCGGGCCUGGGGGUCCCGGCUCCCGACUAGACCUUUGCUAUGUGGCUGAACGCAUGCUAGCAUUACAUCUGCCAGACAGGGACGCGCAUGCAGAGGCCCAAGCCGCUCAUAUGCUAAACAACAAACAUGGAGAACAUUAUAUGGUGUUUGAAGUGAGUGGGGGUGAUGGAAAUAGUGAUGGCCAUGCUGCAAGGAACAUAUUCGGGCGCGCAAGAUCUCUUGGCUGGCCCGGAGACCUUGCACCGCCGCUCGAGCGUCUUUGUGCUGCCUGCAAACACAUCGAGAGUUGGCUCGCUGCAAAUCCAAAGAACGUCGCCAUACUCUUAGCAUGGGGCAAUCGUGAAAGACUUGGAGUCCUGGUAGCGGCGUACAUGCACUAUUCGGCAAUAUGUGGCGCUCCCGAACACGCUCUCGAUCGGUAUGCGAUGCGACGAUAUCUCGACGAUCGGGUUCCCAUGUUUCAACUGCCUUCCAAUAAACGAUACAUCGACACGUUUGCCGGAUUACUAGCAGGUCAGAUAAGAGUGAACGCAGCACCUCUGCAGCUUACGCACGUAAGCGUAGCUGGCUCGCUUGCUGCUACUACAACACCCACCAUAGCCUUCCUCAAGAUCUACGAGAAUUACACCUGCGUCUAUACAUCUGGACUAUACAUGGUAAACGGCGGUGGCUGGACGGUGGGAGUGGGACGGCUGGCACUGCGGGGUGACGUGCUUGUCCGCGCGUACAGGCGACCUGCGCAUGCGAAUCCACACGCGCAUACACCUCAACGCCAUCUAGUAUUCGCCUGUCAGUUCCACACCUGCGCCGUCGCGGACCACACCCUCUCCUUUACUAAGCAGCAACUUGACCACGCUGUGCAUGAUUUUUCAGAUCCAUCGUUCCCGAAUGACGGCGCUGUAGAACUAGUGUUCGCGAGGGGUGAGGGUUCAAGCGGCGCCGCGCCAGCUCCAACGCCCGCAGCGCCGUUACGCGCCGCACCUGACGCGCUCGCACGAGCCGACUCGCUAGAACACCUCCGCCCGCUCUCUACACUCACUGAUGAUGAACCUGGUGACAACAACGGCAGCGCAGAGGGCUCGGGAUCGGGCGGGGAGGCGGGCGAGGGAGCGGAGGCCGCGCAUACAUUCGGACCUCUCGACGGGUCCAUCUACGCGACGGUAGUGCGUGCGGGCGGCGGGCCCUCGUCUCCGCUCAGCGCUUCAAUGGACUCAGGCAUCUCGUCAGCGGGGCGCCGCGCCGCCCCCAGUCCGCCGGAUGAGCUGGACGCGCUGCUGGGAGACAUGCUCCGCACCGUGAGCGCGCUGCCCGACCCGCCUGUAUCGGCUCAACAGUCGCACGCCGACCGCGCUCCUGACAUACCGUACCACGCGCGCGCAGACUCCGCGCCCUUCACCUACGGCGCGCCCGGCCUCCGCCCCGGCAUGCUGCGCGCUUCCAACCGCCUCGCCAGCCCUGAGCUGGUCAGGCGGGCCCUGGGCAGCGACCGCAGCUAUCGAGGCAUUGAAGACGACGACGAUGAGCGUACCGUAACUCCAGAGCCAUCCCCGCGGACUCCGCUAUCACCGCGCACUUUACGAAAGCUCACACAUGACGACGUCACCACUACUACCGUCACAACUGUUCCUCAACCAUCUUCGCCUCUACACAAUGGAAGAUGGCUGAAUGGUGACGCGGAAUGGAUAGAAAGGCCGCCUAGCAGCGCUAGGAAAACUGCAACCGAAAACGGCACAUGGCGAUCUAAUAGUACUUUAGGAUGGCACGAAACUUCACGGGCUAGAGAACCACGGAGAUCGGAGGGCAACGUUGAUACAACUUCAGGUCUUACAUGGCUACAAAGACAACAGCAGAAACUAAGAGAGAGGAAAGAGGCAAGGGAGAGGGUCGCUCGACUGCCGCUCGAGUGGGACGCUCCUUCCCGACACGUGCGCAGAUCAGCUAGCCACCGUGUGGAUGGUUACACCAGUGACACAACAGCGUUUGCUGAUGACGAUGACGACUUCAGUGUACCUCUACACGUCAACACACGCACCCCUCUCAGGACUGACAGUAUCAGUCCUCAAGCUCCAGACAGGACCUCAUCUAAGAAAUUCAUGUAUGAAAAGAUGACGAUGCGUGAGUGGAGUGCAAACAGCACGCCGACCAGCACACAAGCGCCUGGUUUAUUGUCUCUUGCGGAGCCUAACAACAACGACACCAUUAUCCGAGAACGGUCAGAGAGUUGGUCUCGCACCGAGUCCCGGGCAGGCACGCCUGCUUUUCCGACGCAUCCUCGCACACCUUACCCGCCAACGCCGACCCCUUCACUGACAGCCAGACCACCACGAUCACCGACGGUCACAAGAAAAGAACGCGAAGGCAGUCCCGAAUCGGAAUACCGCACGUACAACGGCAGCACCGGAUCGCGGCGCUCCAGCGUCAGCGGGGGCGCAGAACCGCAGCACGUAGCUCCCGAUCGCGUGCGAUUCGCUCGGGACACCAGCCAUUAUUGGUACAAGCCAAACAUCUCUCGUGACGACGCGGUGACAGCAGUACAACAAUUGGAUGAGGGCGCUUUCAUAGUUCGCGAUUCGAACUCAUUCCCGGGUGCCUUUGGCCUGGCGGUGCGAGCUGGUGGGGCGGGCGGAGUACGACACUUCCUCAUCGAGCCAACUGCAAGAGGAGUCCGCCUGCGUGGAUGUCCCGAUGAACCAGUCUUUAGCUCCCUUUCUGCUCUUGUCUACCAGCACACUGUCACGCCUCUUGCUCUGCCCGUGCCAUUGAAACUGCCUGAGAGAGACCCCUGGAUUGGUGGUAGUGCGAGUGCGGCCGCGCGUGCUUUGCUGGCGACAGGAGCAGCGUGUAAUGUGCUACUGCUGGGCUCCGAGAACACCGAAGCACUAACUGGUCCUGCUGCUGUUAAACGAGCCGUCCAGAACAUUCUUCAGAAAAAGGCAGCAGCCCAUGUAGUUCACUUCAAAGUAUUCGGCGGAGGUAUCACGCUAACGGAUGCAACACGUAAGCUGUUCUUCCGAAGACACUACCCAGCUUCAGGCGUAUCCUACGCGGGCCUCGAUCCUGAUGAGCGAAGAUAUACCUACCUCGAAAACGGCACUCAGCAUGAAAAACGUAUAUUUGCAUUCGUGGCUCGAGCAUCUUCAGGGGCAGAUAAUCAGUGUCAGGUGUUCGCUGAGCUGGAACCAGAACAGCCUGCUACUGCUAUCGUCAACUUUGUCAACAAGGCUCUCCUCGGGAACUCUCAAAAAAGGGAUAUUAUCUGAAACGUUUAUUUUAAACGUUUUCUUAACAUACCUAGCUUCAUUCGCUUUAGUGGACUAACAAUACUCACUUAUAAGUGUAAAACACAAAAAUUAUUCAUCGGCUACAUGAAUAAAAAUCGUAAUAUUGGUUUUGUCUAUUAUUAUUCCACUAAGUAUAUCUACUUAUAAAAAAUAUAAUAUAUUAUGUGAAAUGGUGAAAACGGUUUUUGUUCUUUAUAUAAACUUAGUUUUAAAAAUAAGUUAUUUUCAAAGAUUUACUAGUACGCUUCACAUUCACCAAGUACAAUGUACUAUUAUAAUUUUAAUUUAAUAACAAUGAAAUAUAUAUUAUUAUUAAUUUAGUGUAGAGAAGGAACUAACUAGUCUCAUUAUUAUAUUAAUAUAGAGUCAUGUGUGCCUAACAUUAGGUAUUACGUCAUUAAUAAUGUAAUAUUUAAGAAAUUACUUUACACUAAAAGGACCUACAGCAUACUGGAUAGAUAUAAAUUAUAUGAUUAAUAUAAAGCCCUAGAUCGACACAAAGAUUUUGUCUCACUCAAGCACAGGCAUUUUGCCGAAAAGUACAACGAAAGAACAGAAAAUUAUUAAAUUAUUCAUUGGUAUGUGGCCAUCGAUAGAUAAGCUUUUUAUUAUAUUAAGAUCGUCCACAUAAAAAAAAUUAAAUAUUAUCUACAUCAAAUCAUACCGCGUGGUCUGCACGCUAGGGUACAAACUGACAGGCUGACAACCGAAACGACUGAUUUCGCGCGGUCAACUGAGGUCAAAUCAUUCUGAUUUAGCCAAUCGGACUGAUUUUGUGAUCCCAUUUUUUUAUCCAAAAAAACAAUAUUUGACACAAUCGAUUUCCUUUAUUAUUUAAUCAAUUAAAAUUUCAAGGCAGCUUUUUAAGAGCUACUUAAUAAAAAUCAUUAUAACUGUUGAUAGAUAUGACGAAAAACACCACGACUAGCAUAGAAUUUUAAAUUUGAGUUGUAAUAAGCUUGGAAAAUGAAAUAUGUGCUGCGCAUAUUUCAACUAAAAGCUGUAUAAAAUAAAAUGCCUUACCAGUGAUCUAAUAAUGAUAUGAAUAAAUAUGAUAACUUAAUUGUUAAAGUGUACCCAGUUAAUAUAGAUUAAAUAUACUUUAUUUGUAAGGAAUAACUGUUGUCAAAUGUAUUUAUUGGUUAAAAUAAAUCAUUUAAACUAUU